This is a messenger RNA of Paramecium pentaurelia, 1456 nucleotides long. The record is from the annotation of a GenBank genome assembly. Lineage: Eukaryota; Ciliophora; Oligohymenophorea; Peniculida; Parameciidae.
AUGCAACAAACAUAAAGAGGAAGAAAGAUUAAAAAGAGUUAAAGCUCAAAGAAGAUUAGGUCAUAGACAGAAGAUCCAAAAAAGAAAUCUUUGAAUAAGAAAGCAUUGUGUUUGAAAUAUUAUUUUAUUGGCCCAGGCAAUAAUGGAAAAUUGAUCUCAAAUUAUUUAUCUCAAUAAUCGUAAUGAGAAUAAUUAUUUGAUUUAUAGAGGAUGGAAGCUUUUAGAUGCAGAAAGUGGAAAAUCAUCUAAUGAUUUUUAUUUGAAAUGGGUUCAAACUAAUUCUGAAAUUCAAUUUUAAUAUUUUAAAGAGGGAUAGUAAAUAAUUAAUCAUUUACCUAAUCAUAUGAUUCUUACAUCAAAAUAACUUAUUAUUUAAACCAUGAAAGAAUAUGAGAGAUAAAACAAAUGUAAUUUCUUUUUUUUUGUGAUUUAGAAUUAUUAUUCAAUUCAUCAUACUUCUUUCCUGAAACAUACAGAAUUGAUUUGACUUAAGAAUUUUUGAGUAAUGAAGAAGAUCAAUUUCUAAAAACUGAUAAUUCUGCAAUUUGGAUUAUUAAACCAACUUAUUUUAAUUGUGGAAGAGGUAUUAAAUUGUGUUCAAAUGCUAAAAAACUAAAAUAAGAAUUUUAGAAGUAAGAUUUCUAUAAAAUUAGAUUAAAAUCAAUCUCUAAUUCAAUAAAAGCAUCAAAAGGAUUUUUACCAAAUGGUAUAUUUACACAAAAUCUUAGAAAAUGUAUAGUUUAAAAAUAUAUUCAAAAUCCACUUUUAUUGGAUGGACGUAAAUUUGAUAUUAGAUGUUAUGUAUUGAUUGCUACUUCAAGACCAUUAUUUGUUCUCUUUUAACAUGGAUAUUUACGUUUAUCUGUAGAUAAAUAUAACGUUGAAGAUAUGGAUGAUGAGAAAAAUAGAUAUAAACAUUUAACUAAUGCAGCAAUCUAAAAAAAGCAUCCUUCAUUUAAUGCAUCUAAAGAAUCAACUAUAUGGUCAAUGCAAUAAUUCGAAGUAACUAUCUAUUUUCAACUAAAAAGUAAUAUUUAAAAGAGAAGAUCAAUGUUUCAUAAGAGUAAAUUGAUACAAUUUAUUUGUAAAUGAAAAAAAUAUUUGCUCAUAUCAUCCGAUGUGCAGCUGAUAAAUUUGAAAAGAGAUUAGGAACAUUUGAAUUGAUGGGAUGUGAUAUUAUGAUAGAUACAAAUUUAAAGGUCUAUCUCAUUGAAAUGAACACUAAUCCUGCCUUAUUUUUAGGUAAGUACAUUAUGUAUAUCAAUAAUAAGAUACUACUACCUAAGCACAAGUAAUACCUCCAGUAGUUUAGUAAACUUUAGAUCUUGUCAUUUAUUUAAAUGAUGAAAAGAAUAAACCAAUAGAAAAAUGUCUUUAGAAUUCAAGUAAACUAAAAUUAGGUAAAUGGGAAGUAAUUCAUAAUGAAACAAUUAAUUUUAAUUUAGUUGCAUAAUGA